UACAACACCUCAUACCUCAAUCUUCAUCAAUCAAAAGAUUCAAAACCAGACAUAUAUAUCAUUCACACAUACUUUCCUUGCAAUUGAGGUUUAUUCGUUUUUAGGUUAGCCGAUUGUAAAGAUCAUAUCAAUAAGGGUUAGCUGGUUUCAUAUUCAUCAACUUGAACUAGCAGUCAUGAGUUUAAUAUUCUUAACCCUUGCCUUAUUAAUUCAUUUCUCUCGAGCCCAAAUUUCCCCAGAAGACUAUCUAGCCCCACAUAAUUUAGCUCGCGCCGAGGUUAAUGUUACACCUCUAGGAUGGGAUAAUAUAGUUGCUUCAUAUGCUACGGACUACGCUAAGCAGAGAGCCGAUGAUUGUAAGCUUGUUCAUUCUGCUGGUGGACCAUACGGUGAGAAUCUUGCGACGAGUACAGGCGAUCUUGCUGCAGGAGAUGCUGUAAACUUGUGGGUAGAAGAGAAAAGCAAUUACGACAUGGAAUCAAACUCAUGUCAAGGAGGAGAGUGUCUGCACUACACACAAGUGGUUUGGAGAAACACUGUCCGUCUAGGGUGUGCGAGUGUGAAUUGUACUACCGGUGGUACUUUCGUCAUCUGUAGUUAUGAUCCUCCAGGCAAUUGGGUAGGACAACGUCCUUAUUCAGAUCAGGUUCUGAAGCCUCGCAAGACAGGCUCCAAUACAGGGUCCAGAAAGAAUUGUGCUAAUUUUUUGGUGUAUUUUCUUGUUUCGUUUUUGCUUAGUCACAAAUUUUAUUAA
Messenger RNA from Papaver somniferum (opium poppy), 754 nucleotides. Its product is annotated as basic form of pathogenesis-related protein 1-like. Bases 176 to 754 code for a protein of 192 amino acids. The record is from RefSeq and is a predicted model, not a curated record. Gene Ontology annotation, cellular component: extracellular region. The transcript has a single exon. NCBI's taxonomy places the organism in Eukaryota, Viridiplantae, Streptophyta, Magnoliopsida, Ranunculales, Papaveraceae.